ACAAACCAUACAAAAAAAGAACUAGUAUCAGAGAUUAAGCUAUUAAAUGAAAGGGUUGAGAGUUUAGAAGAAGAGAUCAAAACCCUCUAUAACCCUGGUACAAGUUCUUUGUGGCAAAUACUUAAAUAUCUUUUACGUUCUAGUCUACUAACUGAAAAUUUAAAAAAUAAGGAAAAGCAGUUAGGAUCUCUACCUCCAAAAAGAAAAAAAAAAAUCAUGCCUUUCUACUGGCUUUUAACAAAUGAAGAAUUAUUGAAUCAAUUAAAAGAAGCAUAA
This is a messenger RNA of Dentiscutata heterogama, 276 nucleotides long. Lineage: Eukaryota; Fungi; Glomeromycota; Glomeromycetes; Diversisporales; Gigasporaceae. The record is from the annotation of a GenBank genome assembly.